Messenger RNA from Torulaspora globosa, 1527 nucleotides. It is a transcript of the gene VTS1, whose product is annotated as Vts1p. The coding region runs from base 1 to 1527 and encodes 508 amino acids. NCBI's taxonomy places the organism in Eukaryota, Fungi, Ascomycota, Saccharomycetes, Saccharomycetales, Saccharomycetaceae. The record is from RefSeq and is a predicted model, not a curated record. Gene Ontology annotation, biological process: regulation of mRNA stability; nuclear-transcribed mRNA poly(A) tail shortening. The transcript has a single exon. Gene Ontology annotation, cellular component: P-body. Gene Ontology annotation, molecular function: mRNA binding; protein binding; translation repressor activity.
AUGAUCACCAUGAAUAAUGCAUUUGAGGAAUUUGCAUCCGGAAGCCAAUCGCCCUAUAACUUAGGAAGAAGUGCCCAUCCUGGAGCGGUUCUCUUAUCGCCGCAAUCGAGUGCCAUGAAUUUGAGUAACAGCGCGGCUAGUACAGGAAUCCUGUCACCCCAAUUGACGUCCCAGUCGCACGGUUUGUCGUUUGACGAAAUUUUGGAUCAGCAAUCUGCGUUGUUAGAUCCGUCUGCUCAACACUCACAGCAGCAGCCAUCAAUGCAACAACCGGGCCCCCUUCCCACCUCAUCUUCAGCAGCCGGUUCUGCUGUGAUGUCGCCCAUGAUACAAUCACCAUCUCGCACCCCUGCAAAUAUUCCAACUUCGUCGAUGUUUUUAGAAUCUUUCACAAGACCCUCGAGCAGUAGCCUGUUAGGGAUGCACAACCGUUCCAAAUCGUGUAACAAAGAACAGGCCCAAGGCAAACAACAGCCUCAGAGUGCGAGCUCGAAACAAUUGCAGCCGAGGCCUGCAGAGGCAAAUCCCGUCGUGAACUUCACUCAAGAUAUCAAUCAGCUGUGCUCUUGGAUGUCAAUGUUGAGCAGUUCCCAACAAAACGUUGUUAUGGAUAAUCUUCUGUCAACUUUGAACGAGGACGUUCUCCACUACACCAAACUAAAGCUCGAUAGUUUGAUCAACAGUGGUUAUCUGUCGCCGCAAAUUCCUGCAAUUGCCUCUCCGGUUCCCAACAGAGAGGCGUACUCCAUCGCGAAUCUAGACUCUGUGUUCUCUGAUGGCAAGUUAGCCGACAAUGAUACCAAGCCUGGCGAGCGUAUUGAUCCUAUGAUUGAGAACUCGGCGAUCUACCAAAAGUGGUCGCCGCAGCCAGCGUCUGUGACCCAACCGAUUUACGAUUACAUCAAGGAUAUGAAUCAGAGACCUAAAUCUGCUGAUCCUCACGUUUCGAGAAUGAACGUGAAUCUCAUCGGUAAGAAAGGAACCAAUGGAAUCCACGGUUACACGGCGAAUAAUGGCUAUUACUUCAUGCCUGGAAAGAGCAGAGCUGCAACCAGUGAUUUUGAAAACAACAAUAGCCAGAAUUUUUAUGGCGGGAACCGUUCGCAAAAUGGAGCUUCCUCGCAUGCGACCACAAGCUCUCACAACUCUCACUCCCAGUCUCCCGAUCGCUCAGCUGGCGGUACUGCAAGCAUCACUCCCACAGCGAGCGCCGCUACGAAUCCAUCUACAAACUCGGUGCCGGGCGUAUCCAGCGGUACUGGACAUGGCUCUUCGAUGAACCCAAGAACAUUAACCGACCCUCGCCUUUUAACCAACAUUCCCAUGUGGUUGAAAGCUUUGAGAUUGCACAAGUACUCUGACGCAUUGAGCUCGAAGAAAUGGGACGAACUGAUUUACCUGGACGACGAGACUCUAGAAAAGAUGGGUAUUAGCGCGCUGGGUGCGCGCCGCAAGCUGCUGAAGGCUUUUGCGAUAGUAAAAGAUCAUAAAGAGCAAGGUUUGAUUGAUCAAACCGCCUAUGUAUAA